This is a messenger RNA of Mytilus californianus (California mussel), 3845 nucleotides long. Its product is annotated as ubiquitin-conjugating enzyme E2-17 kDa. Lineage: Eukaryota; Metazoa; Mollusca; Bivalvia; Mytilida; Mytilidae. Gene Ontology annotation, cellular component: HULC complex. Gene Ontology annotation, biological process: proteasome-mediated ubiquitin-dependent protein catabolic process; protein polyubiquitination; DNA repair. The transcript has 5 exons. Gene Ontology annotation, molecular function: ubiquitin conjugating enzyme activity. The record is from RefSeq and is a predicted model, not a curated record. Bases 139 to 633 code for a protein of 164 amino acids.
CCCUCAGAAUACCGAAAAACGUGAAGAACCCGUAUGAGAACGUCAUAAACAAGAAAAGUCUCUCCGCAUUAAUUAGGGAAAUAUCAAUCAAAUACUGCGAUAAAAGCACUUUUUUGUGAAAAAAAUUAACAUAUAACAAUGUCAACACCUGCUAGAAGACGAUUAAUGAGAGAUUUUAAAAGAUUACAAGAAGAUCCACCUGCUGGUGUUAGUGGAGCUCCAACAGACAAUAACAUAAUGUUGUGGAAUGCGGUUAUAUUUGGUCCACAUGACACACCUUUUGAAGAUGGUACAUUUAAAUUAACAGUAGAAUUCACUGAAGAAUAUCCAAAUAAACCUCCUACAGUACGAUUUGUAUCUAAAAUGUUUCACCCUAAUGUUUAUGCUGAUGGUAGUAUAUGUUUAGAUAUUUUACAAAAUAGAUGGAGUCCUACAUAUGAUGCAUCAGCCAUUUUAACCUCUAUACAGUCUUUACUUCACGAUCCAAAUCCAAAUAGCCCAGCAAAUAAUGAAGCUGCUCAGUUAUAUAGAGAAAAUCGUCGAGAAUAUGAGAAAAAAGUAGCAUCAAUAGUGCAACAAAGCUGGCAAGAUGAUUCGGACGAUGAGGAGGACACAACUAAAGAAUUGUCAUAGCAACAGCUUUUAUAAUUAGACAUGCGAUAUUUUUUGUUACAGUUAAAAAUCUCUCCAUUGAUAAUGUACACAUAUCUUUUCCUUUUAAGGGGUUGUCUCAGAACUUUUUCCUUUUUUGGUGUAGUUAAUGUUAAACUACACAUAGAUGUUAUAACUAAUAUUAUUUUAGAUUGUAAAUCAGUAUUUGAACAAAUAUUGAGCUGUUAAUUCUGAAAAUAAAGUCAUGUCAUUUGAACUUGUUUCCUUUUUACUGUUGAGGUAAAGAAUUUGAAUUUCAUUAAAAAAUGUUAUGAGACAGCCCCUUACAGUCAUUUCUGAUAGGGCAACAUAUGUUUGUUAAUGUUAACUUUGAUGAAAUAGUACCAUUUAGAUGUGUUCCUGUCAUUUAUCUUGUUAAGUAGAGUGUGAGGUAUGGUAUUGUUUCAGUAAGCACAACACAAAAAAAAACUAAACAUAUGCCUGACACACGGAUAAUUUAUCAUAUACAUGUGUAGGUAAAUAUCUCAUCAGGUUUUUAAUCAGCUGUAAAACCAGCCAAUCAAGGAAUUUUAUUUUAUUUUCACUUGUGUAUUAUCACAUAUUUUACAAAAAUAAACUUAUGAUUGAGAACAAUCUUAAUCAAAGCAUUUUUAUGAUCAGAUAUCUGAAAUGAGAAAGUUUUAGGAUUUUUUCUGUGAUAAUUAUUUAUGUAGUAUGACUUAAACAUUUCAGAGAUCUUGAUCAUGUUGGUAAGGGAAUAAGCUUCUCUGGUUUUUUCUCUCGCCUGCAAUGAUAGUCUUAGAAGUGAGACUUGGGUGUGCUGUUACCAAAGUCAGGGCUUCAACAUAUUUUAAGUUUGUAAUAGGUCACACAGACAAGACAAAUCUCUGUGUUAACAGUUCAUUUAUACAAUAGUAGUUUCCUGGUUAAAAACAAUAUCAAUGGACGUUUUCGUAUAGUCAUAAAAUACUGUAAAUUGUGAAAUUGGGUAUAAUUUCAGUCAUUGCUUGAUGAACCAAAUCCAAAUAGUCCUGCAAAUAAUGUGGCAGCUCAGCUAUACAAAGACAAUAAAAGAGAGUAUGAGAAACGAGUUAAAGUUAUCGUAGAAGAAAGUUGGAUAUUUCAUGGGUCUAUUGAUGACGAUUGACAAACAUGGUUAGGUCUACAUACAUCAUAAUUAUACCGAUUUUUUAUUGUAUGAAAUUUUAAAAGCACUUCUAACUGAGUUAGUUGAUAUAAAGUAUUUUUUUAGACAAAGAUUUCUUCCUGAUUCUGAAUAUAUGCUUUUAAUUUUAAUUGGAAAAGUUUAUAAAAUGAUGUAGUAUAAGAUUGUUAAGAAAUCACUUAGUACAGUCAGUAGACAGUUUUCAAUCCAGCAAUUCUGAAAAGUGGCAAACAUUUGAGCUCACAAUAUAUUUGGAAGUUGAAUUAAGGUGGUGGGAGACGGAUUUGAUUUUUACUAUAUAUUUACCUACAUUUGGUACCUAAAAAGGUUAUGUGUUGUAACUGGUUUUAUGGUAGUGUGGAUUAAAGGGAGACAUAUGGUAUAUGUCAGUGAGACAGAAAUCCAUGACACUUGUCACAAAUGUUUGUAAUGUAGAUUCUAAAAGUUAAUGAAAAGGAACAUUUGACUCUUAUUCCUUAAAAUACAAAGUUCAUCAUGAUUUGAUAGAUUCUUUAUAUGGCUGAAAGUCUCAUUCACAGAGGCGGAUUUAGGUUUUGUGGGGAAAAUUUGGCUGGAGCGGGCCCCCCUUAUGAAAAUUUCUGGAUCCACCACUGAUUCAGAUAGGCCAUUGACCUUGGUGCCUAAUUAGAAGUAGAAUAUAAAACAGGUAGACAAAUGUCUAUAUGUAUUAAGUAUUAUAUCAGAAGUGCUGUAAUUUAUAAUGAUAGGAAAUUGUAUGUGUACAAGUGCAUAUUGUCUGCAUAAGACUUGUUUGUUUUGUUAUAUAUCUUCAACUUCUCUGCAGUAGUCUGUUAUCCCUAGUCUAUGGUAACAAUUGUUUUAUAGUAUAUCCAUGGCAAUUUGUCAUCAUUCUUUAUAAGUCAGAGUAAUAGCUCCAUAAUGUGUAUUUAAUAAAAUAACAAUACAAUUCAUAUAUCAUUAAUUUGAAGUAGAAUAUUAAUUCAAAGUCAUCUUUGAGUAACUGACCGUUCCAUUAAUCCAUUAGUUCUGUACUGAUAGAAGAUUCUUGAUAGUGACCGUUAUAUCUGUACACAUUAUUAUCAUUUGACUAUUUAUACAACCAGUACAACUAUGUAAAACUUGUUAAAGUUGUUUAGUAACGUUUUCAUGAGGGUCUGAGUAAAGUUUACAGAAUAGAGAAUAAUGGGUCUAAAAUAUUAAAAAAUAGAGACAGACCAAAAAAAUAAAGAAUAGACAAAAAUGACCUAAAGAUUGUAGAAUAUAGAAAUAAAGCCCCUUUUGAAUACAUAGACACUGAAGAGAAAUUGAUGAUGUUGUUUAUUACUUAGUGGACCCACCUUUGUGGACACACAAGUAAUAAAUGGAGUUUACCCAGGAUACAAAUUCUUGUUUUUUUCUUGUGCAGAUUUCAGAAUAAUUAUUGUAUUAUUAUUAUUGUUUUGUAAUUACCAGGGAUACUAUUCAGAGUAAAUAUAAUAUUUAUGAAUAAGAAAUUUUUUUUAGGCAGAUAUUAAUAUCAUUCAUGGUAUUUUUAAACAUGUGGAAGGUCAUUUUAAGGGAGUCUCGAGGUUAAAAUACCCUCACAAUGAAUAUAUCUGUGAGAACAUAUAUCCUUACUGUAUGUUGAUAAUAGAAAUAAAUUGAAAUGACAGAAGUCAAAUCUUCUAGCCUAAAUUUAAAGUAAUAUUUUUUGCUUGAAUCAUUUUAACUAAAAUUAAAAUCACACGAAGGAUUAAUGUUAACAUGUCUUUGGCUACUUACAUGAAAAUGUAUAAUUUAUGUUUUUCCCUUUAAUAGGGUAUUAUGUAUCCCUGAGUAAAAUGCUUUGGUUGUUUUUGUUAUUGUAUAAUGUUGCCUGUAUCAUAAAGAAUCAUGGUGUACUAAUUAUGAAUUUUUCAUGAAAUGGGUACAUCAGGAUUCUUUAAGUAUUUCAUUCUGCAUUUUAUUGGUCACAUUUCAUCACUUAAAGACUCCUGUGUUAUUAUAUAACUGAACGACUUUUGUGUUAUUAUAUAACUUUUUAUUGUUAAUUUUAUCAGUUAUGUAUACAACUACUUUCACAUCUAUUCCUGACGGUUACAUAUUU